Molecule: messenger RNA, 609 nt
Organism: Xenopus laevis (African clawed frog)
Lineage: Eukaryota; Metazoa; Chordata; Amphibia; Anura; Pipidae
Gene: hapln2.L
Product: hyaluronan and proteoglycan link protein 2-like
Exons: 3
Coding region: 1-609 (202 amino acids)
Source: RefSeq, a predicted model, not a curated record
AUGGAGGACAGAUUUCGAGUUAGGGGAUACCCACGCAGGUUGCUUAAACAAGCCCUCUAUAAGGCCAAAAAGAAGGUAAUGGAAGUGGAUUUGGUGCCGCCAAAAUUUCUGCUGGAUCCAAUCCACCCUGUGAUUCUGACCCAAAGAGGAGCCAAUGUCAUCCUCUCUUGUAUUCUACACAUGCGACCACUGAUCUACAGGGUGAAAUGGAGUAAGGUCAAUCCAGCUGACCCUCUGGAGAACCUCAUAUUAAUAUCUAAUGGACGGCACCACAAGAACUAUCACAGGCUGAAAGGUCAGGCUUAUCUGAGACGGAACCACCUCCUCGAUGCCUCCUUAGUGAUCAGAAAUGUGACUCUAGAGGAUGAAGGACGAUACCGAUGUGAGCUGGUGAAUGGUCUUGAAGAUCAAAGUUUAACUUUAUCAUUACAAUUGGAGGGGGUGGUCUUUCCAUAUCAGUCCAGUGGAGGGCGCUACAAAUUCAACUACGCGGAGGCCCAACAGGCUUGUGAGGAGCAGGACAGCAGGCUAGCCAGGUUUUCACAGCUUUACCAAUGUAAGAAUCUUGUCUUGUUCUGGAAACAAAGGUCUAAGACUGGGCAGCAGUAG